GUGUUGAUAAAUGAUAAUGCAACGUAAACAAAGUAAAUGCUUGUGCAUAUUAUCCUUGUUUUAACCGGGUUUGUUAAAUGGAUUUAACUAUGUAAUAUAUUUAUUAACGUUUAAUGAACAAUUUUAAGUUCAAGGUAGUAAGUCUUAGUAGGUUUUAUCAACGCUAAAUUACUUUUCUUUGACCAUACGUUUCACGCCCAGAAGCAAUGAUACACGGAUCUGCCAUCGAAGUCUGCCAGUGAAGUAAAAACGGAAUUUAGAGUAUUUAAGGGUAAUAAUAAUCAUUAAAUUUAGAAAAAAAAAAUUAUUUUUAUCUUUUGUCUUGAACAUAUCAAUCACACUGCCUGAAUGAUUGCAGUUAAAAAAAAAAAGUGAAACCAUGUCAAUUGGGUGAAGUUAUUUACUGAAGUCUGAACUAAUAUAACUGCCUAAAGAAGAAACAGAUACCAUUGUAGUCUCCUGUAACUUUAUUUGGUCACGAUGACUUUUUAGUAAUGAAAACAGUCAUGGGGCAAGAUCUGGAAUUGAAAGUCCACUAGAAGAGGAUUUGGAAAAAGGAAGUCAUCUUUCAGGAUAUGCAGAUCAAUGGUGGUUGCUGGAAAGCAUGACUUUCUGAAGUAGAUCUGAUGAAACCAAGAUGAACUGCAAUCAAGAAAAGAUGAUAUUCAUGUCUGAUAGUAAAGACUCCAAGAACUUCACAAAUGACUGGGCAAUGGAUGGUGAAAAAAUUAAAAUGCAGCAAACAUUUGACCUUGAAGAGAAAAUUAAAAGUGAUAAGUUCACUCAGUGUUUUGUCAAGGAGAUGCAGGGAGUUGAUUUUAAUGUUUCUUACCUCCAGACGCAUGGUUUAAAUAUGCCACUUCUUUUCCGUGAGAAAAGUGGCUUGGGUCUUCGAGUUCCAAGUCCUCAUUUUUCAAUGAAUGACCUACGGAUGUGUGUGGGUUCCCAGCGAGUGCUUGACGUUGUGGACGUGAAUACGCACAGAGGCCUGGAAAUGACCAUGAAGGAGUGGCAGAAAUAUUUCGAAGAUCCUAACAAAGACAGGUUAUUGAACGUUGUCCCGUUGGAAUUCAGCCACACCAAACUACAAAAUUACGUAGAAGCGCCAACAAUUGUGCGAGAAAUUGAUUGGGUGGACUCUGCCUGGCCAAAACAUUUAAAAGAGGCUCAAGGGAUGUCUCUUAAUGGGUUGGAUGACAUGAUGUACCCACAGGUACAGAAAUACUGCAUUAUGUCUGUGAAAGGGUGCUAUACUGAUUUCCAGAUUUGUUUUGGAGGCACGUCUAUGUGGUACCACAUCUUCAAAGGUAGCCAGGUUUUGUGGCUUGUGCCACCAUUUGAGCUGAACACGCAGCUCUACGAGCGGUGGGUGCUGUCAGGAAAGCAGCCGGAUGUGUUCUUCGGCGACACGGUGGAAAAGUGCGGGCGCGUCACGCUCUCCGCGGGGCACACGCUCUUCAUCCCGACAGGCUGGAUCCACGCCUGCUACACCCGGGCUGACACGGUCGUGUUCGGGGGCCGCUUCCUCCACUCCUUCGCCGUCGAGAAGCAGCUGAAGGUGGCGCGGCUGGAGGACUCGAUCCGCGUCCCGCGCAAGAUGCGGUACCCGCUCUUCACCGAGAUGCUGUGGUACGUGCUGGAGCGGUAUGUGCACAGCCUGCUGGGGAGGUCCCACUUGCUCGAGUCUGAAGAUGUGGAGUACGCUCAUCCGGUCUCUCUCGGGCGUGUGCAUCUCACCCCUAUGGAGCUGCAUGGUUUGAAGGCCAUAGUGAUGUACCUCCACUCGCUGCCCACUGCCAAGAAGAAUGUCCCGAUGCUGAUCAAAGACCCGAUAGCCCUCAUCAAGGACGUGAGGACAGUCGUGGAGCAGCACCGCUAUGAUGAUCCAGAGCUCGCAGUGACGGGAGUGCCGGUGCUUCGCAGCUUCUACGACGGCGACAAGGACCGCUUGCGAGUGGACCACCACAGGAGCGGGGGCGGUCGUGGGACCCUGCAGGCGGGCCCCCGGCAGCCCAAGGGGGCGCGCGCGGGGCCCGGCAAGGCGCCGGCGGGCGCGAUGGGCCCUCGCAGGAGGCGGACGCGCUGCAAGAAGUGCGAGGCCUGCGUGCGCAGCGACUGUGGGGACUGCUCCUACUGCCACGACAUGGUCAAGUUCGGCGGCCUGGGCCGUGCCAAGCAGACCUGCGUCAUGAGGCAGUGCCUGCAGCCAAUGCUGCCUGUUACUGCAACAUGUGAGAUGUGUGAUUUGGAUGGGUGGAAACAGCAAGUUGCAGUGCCAAUCCAGAAAAAUGUGAGAGAUGUUCCGAGUUCCUUGAUGGAAUGUUCUGUGUGCUAUGAAAUCAUCCAUCCUGACUGUCUGGCCAAAAGGUAUCCAGACCAAGAUGGUGUGUUAAAUGAAGAUCUUCCUAAUAGUUGGGAAUGUCCAAAAUGUUGUAAGGAAGGAAAAAAUGUGGAAUACAGGCCUCGGCAUUUCCGCGCUCGACAGAAGUCAUGCGAUGUACGCAACGUUGGCAGUGAUAACAACUCAAUGACAGACAGCAAAGAUGGCAUCAAGUCUGAAAUUAUGGAUUGUGAUGCAGAAGUUGAUGAUUCGUUUAACCCCGCAUCAGCUACACUCCAAAGCAACAUUAUUCCUGUGAAACGCCCAAAACUUGAACAAGAACUGUCACCAAGUGAGCCUUCGAACUGUGACGAAAGGACCGCUUCUCCACCGAACGUGGGCAACGGCCUGGAAGACGCGGCGGUCAACAACGGGAUGGGCGGGGGGGCAGAGCCACGGAAGCUGGCGUUGAGGACGCAGCUGGCCCAACAGCUGGUGGGGAACAGCAGCAAGCUGCUGAAGAAGCCCAGCUACGUGGUGAGGCCGGCACCGGCGGUGAGCCGCUGCGGAGGCGCCAUGGUGCACACGUACUGGCGGGGCGUGAAGGUCCCGGCGACGGGGGACCUCGCGCUGGAGAGGGACUGCGUGCUGCCAGUGUUCCAGAGACUCGGCGCGGCGGAGCUAGCGCGGUGCGCGCUGGUGUGUCGAGCGUGGGCGCGCAUCAGCGUGGACCCCAGCCUGUGGCGUCGCAUGGACCUCUCGCACAAGACGGUGACGGCGGCGCACCUGGCCGGGAUCGUCCGCCGCCAGCCCGACACGCUCGUCCUGGACUGGAGCUCCGUGACCGGCCGGCAGCUGGGGUGGCUGGGCGGGCGGCUGCCGCAGCUGCGCGAGCUGUCGCUGCAGGGCUGCGCGGGCUCCAGCGUGGGGGCCCUGAAGACGUGCGCCUGCCCCCCGCUCUCGUCCCUGGACCUGAGCUUCGUGUCGGGCCUGAACGACGCCUCGCUGCGGGAGGUGCUGAGCCCCCCGCCGGACUCCAGGCCGGGCCUCGUGGACGGCAAGUCCCGGCUGCGCUCCCUGACGACGCUGAGGCUGGCGGGCUGCGACGUGUCGGACAUCUCGCUGCGCUACGUGACGCAGCACCUGCCCCUGCUGGCGGCCCUGGACGUGUCGUCCUGCUGCAGGAUCACGGACGCAGGGGUGGCCCAGCUGGCCACGCCGCCGGCGCCCACCAUGGACACCCUGCGCGUGCUGGACCUCUCCAGCUGCCGCCUGCUCACGGACGCCAGCCUGGAGCACCUGGCCCGCUGCGACGGCCUCGCCAGGCUGGACCUGCGGCACACCCCCAACGUCACCGCCGCCGCCAUCGCCAAGUUCGCCGUGCAGAGCCGCCACGACCUCAAGGUCAUGGAUGGUAAGCUCAUAGCUAAACGGCCGGCCUCGUAAAACUUAUAGGAGUGGGGCUGCAGACUUGAAUCCUGACAUCAAUAGCUCUAGUGUUUGAAAACAGACAAAUUUGUCAAGUUUCUAACUUAUUUACAAGUAUUAAGGGUCAGACUCCCACGCCAUGUUGAUUUUUUGGUUUUUUCAACCUACUUAUUUAAGGGCUAUUUAUAAAAUUUUAACUCGAUACCUCCCUUACAUUUUUUGUUAUGCCACAAAUUUUUUUCAAGUUAGUUAAUAUAAUGGGUGUAAAAAUGUAUUCAAGUCUUCUUAAUUAGAGCCCGUCUACAAUAGUCCGAACCUGUGCGUGGUCCGUGUCCUUAUCCGAAUGUGAGUGACGUCACAUUGUCUCACCGAAAACUGCCCUGUCCACAUUUGCGAUGUCCGAUGUCCGAAUGUAUUGAUUUAUAAAGUUGUUACCAGAGCGCAGUAAAUGUGCCAAACCAAAUGUUUUUGUAUAUUGUUUUGAUGGUUUGUUGUUUGAGAUUGAACUUAUGAAAGUUGUGGGAGUUCAAUAUUAUAUAUUUAUUCAGUAAGGCAAAGUGGCUCUUCUUGACUUAGAAUUUCCUUCCAUUUCCUUCAAUAACAAAAACAAACACCACGUUUUCAAACGGGAACCGGAAAUUCAAAUAUUGUGAGUGUUCUGUUCUUUUUCUGUGUCCGAAGUACACAGGUUGGGACAAAAAGUUCAAAUUGACGAAUGUCUUCAGACCAGGUAGGUUCGGACCUUCGCCCACUUGACGCAUGACGUCAGAGGGUCACGUGGACCAAUCAGCGACGAGUUUCCUUUGGACACAGUUUAGGACAUUGCUAUUGUAGACCUUUAUCAUCACUUGCAGAACUUUUUGCACCUAUGAUAUUACACUAAGUCAGAGCUGAUAAGUGUUACAUAAAAUUCUAUGGUUAUUACUGAUUCAGACAUCCCAUUACAGAAUUACGGAGUGUUUUUUGUUUAUCAUGGACACGAAAAAAUUGAACUAGGAGUUCAAAAUAGCAGUUGUCUAGUUCUCUGUGACAUUCUCAGGAUAAUGCAAUACAUUUUGAACCAUAAAAUCUCACGCAUUUAGUCGAUUAGCAAUGUGUAUGGAAUGAUACUUUUAGUAUUCUAUAAGUUUUCAACACAAUAAUUUUGGUAAAUGUGGGUAAUUUAUGUUUUGGCAAAAUUGGAAAGGUAAACUAGUUUGGCAACACCAGCACUGGAGACAGAACAAGUUCAUACAGUUGUGUUUUCUUUUGUGUUACCAUUGUUUGAUGUAAAAUGAUAAAAUCUACAUCCACAUCUACAUCUAGCUGCAAAAAAAUUGUUCAUAAGUAUCGUGCAAGUUACAUGAAAGAGUGACUGUGUGUAGUUCCUUUGAAAGUAUCAGAAAGUCAUGUAUGCAGCUGUGAUUUUGUAAUCGCACAUGGGGGCUCGUGAUAACUGCCAACGCCACAUUGAGUCAAUAAAGUAUCAAGACUACAGUAAAGUGCUAUCUGUACACAAAAAAAGUGAAAAGUGGUGAAAGUGAGAGCACAAAAGCCGAACUGUUAUUUUCAUUGUUUCUUGUAAAACAUAAUAUUCCAUUGGCCGUUUCCAAUUAUGCUGGUAAUUUUUUUCUGGCUAUGUUUUCAGAUUCUAAAAUACAGUGAAACCUCUUUAAUACAAACCUGAAGGGACCUAAAAUUUUGCAGUUUGUAUUAACAGGUGCAUAUGCUCACAUUAAUAAUAAUAGACAAAAUAAAGUAUUGAUUUUUUACUCGAAAAUUAGUCAAAUAGAGAAUUAAAGAGGCUUGAAAAAUUCAUUGAUUUUUUCUGCACUUUUUUAGUUGCAUAAAUGUCCUUUACUGCACUGCAAAGUUUGUCGAAGGAAGACAAGACAUCAGUGUCUACAUCACUAGCAGCCAGAACAUUUUCCAAGACAAUUAAUGCUGAAGAAGCUUCAUUUCUGCUUGGAAGUUCGUGAACGUCAUCAUCCACAUCAUCACUCUCUUCUUCUUCUCCAUCUUCACAUACAACUGGAACAACUUUGUCCAGCUCACUUUCACAUUCAUUCAGUGGUGCAGCUUUUGUAUACACAUUAUUAUCAACAUGAACAUAAUCUUUGAAGUUGCCAGAAGCACCAUGUUGCUGAAGUUCUUCCCAGCCUUCCACUAGGUCUGAACUUUCAUCUUCGGGACUUUCAUCUGUUUUGCCAAACCCACUUUUGGCAAAACAGUUUUGGAUUGUUGCUGUUGAUACACUGUCCCAAGCCAUUGAAAUGUUUCUCAUUGCAUCCAACACAUUCCACCUUGGCUGAGAAGACUUCUGCAGCUCAAGCUGCCUAAUGAGGUACUUCACUAGACGUGUCCUGUAGAACCUCUUCACUGUGGCAAUGAUGCCCUGGUCCAGUGGUUGCAUGAAGCUGGUUGUAUUUGCUGGCAGGAACAUCAGUGUGACAUUAUUCAGCUGUAGCCCAUGAGAUGUAUGUGCUGCACAACGAUCUAACAAUAGAAGAACAUUUCUGUUCAGAGUUGCCAUCUUCCUGUCAAACUGGAUUAGCCACGACUGGAACAAUUUACUCGUUACCCAUGCAUUUUCAUUUGCUUCAUAAUCACAGGGCAGUCGAGCAGUAUCAAUACCCUUGAAACAUCUAGGUUUCAUUGACUUUGAAAUUACUAAAGGUUUCAGCUUUGUGAUACCAUCCUGGUUGCAGCACAACAAAACAGUAAUUCGUGCCUUGCUAUGUUUGCCACCAUGACAAGAUUCUCCUCUGAAGGCCCAUGUCUUGUUUGGAAGCAAGUUAUAAAAAAUUCCGGUUUCGUCCAUGUUAAAUAUGUCGCGUGGCGCAUUUUUAUUCAAAACUGGCUGCACAGAACCUAGCCAAUCAAGUGCAGCAUCUUUGUCCACAGCUGCACUCUCUCCACAAACAGCUUUAUAAACCAAAUUAUUUCGCUCCUUGAAUCGCUGCAACCAUCCAUUACUGCACUUAAAGUCAUCAAUUUUCAGUGUCAGUGCAAAAUAAUCUGCCUUUUGUUGGAUCAUUGGCCCGGACAUGGGUAUGUUACCAUCCCGCAUCUGAUGAAACCACUCCAGUAGCUUAUCUUCCAGUUCCUUGUGUUGAGGACCAUGCAUACGUUUUUUUCCCUUUGUACAACUACCACUCGCGCACGCUGCUUCUAAUUUUUCUCUCUUGCUCACUAUCAUCGAGAGAGUCGACAACGGUAUGUUGAAGGCUUUCGCGAUUUCCGUUUUAGACUUGCCGCUAUUGUCGAUGCUACUUAAAAUUUCCAUUUUUGCUGACAAAGAUAACUCGUUCCGUUUACGCUUCGCCAUUUUACAGCACGCUGGUUAGUUCAACAAAAGUAAACAGAUAAAAAAAAGUGUCAGAGUGACCAACCCAACAUCAUGCACCAUGAGUCCCGUAUGACAGCAUGUUCACCUCGGAGGACGCGGUAUUCAGUUGGAACAGCAGCAGCUAACGCGAGCAGUUCAUUAGUGUAAAGGGAGCCAUGUUCUUGGAACAGCCCAUGCGGCGUGUGGUUACGGUUUUGUAUUGUAACUCAGGUUAUUGUGGGCUUCUACUUGUUUGUAUUCUGUUUUUAAAAUGUGUAUAAUUCUUUAAAUGGGAAAUUUAUCUUUCAAAUAAAUAUUUUUCUAAUCAAGAUAUUAAUUUCAAUAAAAGCAAUUUCCUUUAAAUAGCCGCGUUCAUUCUAGUGCGUUUUCUACAGUUUGUAGCACUGCACUAUUUUCCUUUGUCUAUGAAAAAUAUGGUUGUUAACAAAACAAGACGUGGUCGUAAAAUGUUUGCUGUUCGAAGUACAGACCAUUUACCGUACAAAUUAUUUGCAGUUAACAGAAUUAUAGUGAAGCUGCGUGCACGUGAUUAAAGUGUGCGAUUCUUCUAAAAUUUCAUUCGGUUUAUCCGAUAAUAAAACAAUAGUACACUACGUGAGCGGACGUGAGGUUACUUCGUAAUACAUAAUAACGAAUAUUUCGUAUUAACCGUAUUGAUUGACAUUAAAUAUGCUAUCCCAGUCUGAAGGGGAAUUAAAAGUGUUCGAAUAAACGCGAACUUUGAAAUAACCGGUAUUUUAUUAACGAGGUUUCACUGUAGUUCAGAAGUAUGAAUGUUUACUGACCAAAACAUCUGCGUUAGUACAGUGCAUGGUAAAUCAAACUAUAAAAGAAAUUGCAUCAGUUUUGCAAUUUUCAACAUUUUUAUUAGCAAGUGAUGGCAGCACAGACAAAAAUGUGGUUAAUCUGUACCCAAUUGUGGUUUAAUUUUAUAGUGAAAAACUUAAAUCAGUUAUGUACUCUGUUAUCUUGGCUGGAAUCGUCGAACAACACAAUGGUUGGUGCAAACUGAGGAGUUAUUUUGUUUGCACAGUCAAAACACCCAUCCAUUUUUCUACUGCACUGUCCAUGCCACCUUAUCCUUUUGGUUGCUCAGAAAGCUUCAGGUUAGCUUUGUAUGAAUAUUGAAGUUUUUGGUACAGGUGUUUUACUUUUUAGAGAAGAGUUCUAAACAACAAAAUGCAUACCUUGAAACUACACUGCAGGAGUAAACCUCACAAAAUUUUAUUAGUACUGGGUGUCUUUCUCUUCUUGAAUCUGUUGAAAGGAAGUUAGAAUAGUGGGAACCUUAGAAACAUUUAUUUUUGUGAACCAGUCAGUUUUCUUGGUGUUAGCAGUUCUCAGUUUGAAAACAUCAAGUUAUUGAUGCAGAAUCCGUCUACAAAACUCUUUUGUCUGUUCCUUGAAACUACACUUCCUGCUGUGAAUAUUAUUUUUCCAGUGAUAAUAAUUCAUGAGUUGAAAUGAAAAUAGGUCUUUUCAAAGAUUUGUUAUUCGAUUUGUCAAGCCAUCUGUUUUACAGUUAUAUUCCACAUCCAUUAUUGAUGUUAACUUUGAAAAGAAGAAAAAAUUAGAAAGAUGACACUGAUUUGGUUAUUGGUUCAAAGUGUAGAGCAAAGUUAUAAGACUUACCAAGCCAGGUUGAUGCUCAAAAAUUCUAUUCUUCUGUGCAUGGUUUUUGUAUUAGAGCAUGUACACUAGAAUCCCGAUCUUACGAACCCUGGAUUUAACGAAGUAGUAAUUUUACGAAUACAUUCUCAGGAACCGUAGAAUACACGAUAAUUUUGACACCAAAAUAUAAUUAGAAUAAAUUCGAAAAAAUCAUAAUGACAGCUUUAUAAACUAAUAUUACUAUUUAACGCACAGUGUAUAUUUUGUGUGGGUUUUAAUAUUUUCAAUUAUGUUCCAAUAAGAACAAAAAAAAUCAGACAUUCCAUUAAAAAAUGCUGCAACGUAGCUUCUGCGACGUAAGUGGGAGCACAGAAAUUCAUACGGCUAGGCUGGCAGCAGCAGUGGCAACAUGAUGUCGUUAUUCUUACCUCUCCCUCUCAAACAACCUGCCACGUGAGAAAAUGUCAACAUUCUACACUCUCUGUACCACCUGUUAAGAAAGCCAAAAUACCACCCAUUGUUGUAUAUUCCAUUCCUGGUUAAAUACAGUCAAACCUCUCUGAAAUGAUCCCUCACGGUUCCCAGGAAUAGAGUCGUAAUAUAGUGGGGGUCGUAAUAGAUAUUUUCCGAAAUUUUCAGUUCAUUACAAACCCCCCCCCCCCCCUUUUUUUUUUCCCCAAACCGCUACUCGCUAAGAAACCAGCCGUACAAUGGCAGGAUGCUGUCACUCACAAUGCUAGACGGCUUUGCCUUAAACCCACUUCAACCUUCCUGACAAGUCCGUCGCCCUACAGGCCACCUCUAAAGAAAUUAUGUCAAAAGACAGUUUAUUUUUACUGGUUAGUUUACAUGUAAGUUUUCUGCUUGCCGUAGUUAAAUACACUAGAACCCCGAUGUCACGAACCCCGGAUUUAACGAAGCAGUGAUUUUACGAAUACAUUCUCGGGAACCGUCAAAAAAUUUGACUUUUUGAAUAAAAUGUGAAAAUCAGAACAACAAAACGAAAUGAAAGAUCAUUAAAAUCUGUUAAUUUUAACACACAGCGUAUUUUUGUGUCGACUUUAACACUUCCAAUAAUGUUCAUGUAAGAAUAACAAAAAAAUAAUGGGACAUUUCCUUUAAAAAUAUGGCAGCUGUAGGUUCUGCAACGCGAGUGGGCGCACACGAAGCUCGCCCGGCUGGCUGGCGGCAGUAGCUUCAUGACGCAUAAGCUCACCUCUCCCUCCCUCCCUCCACUAUCGUUAACAUUCUUCAAGGCUAGCUCAUCCCUCCCAGACACACAAACCAUCUAGUGUCCUCCCUUAUAACACCCCAACUUCGCUUCCUUUGAAAAACCUUCAGUGAGAAAAUGCUCAUUUCACCCUCCCUUCUCCCGUAAAAUGGCUAUUAUGAAUGGUGUAUUAAAGCGGUGAGGGAGGGGUCAAAAUAUGUCACUUUUCACACCAAGUUCGAGUUCAGUCAUCUCUGGCAAGGAAUUUACAAGCUUUCAAACUUAAAUAUACAGUAGAAUCCCGCUGAUGCGCCCCCUCACGGUUUCCGGAAAAACGGACUUAUAAACGGAAUGGUCUCAAUAGAGAAUUCGGGCCAAUUUUGACCCCCCACCCCCCCUCCCCAAUUCGGGCCAAUUUUGACCCCCCACCCCCCUCCCCCCCCAAAUACAUAAAAAAUCGCCUUUGUUCGUAUAGAUUUCAUAUUCAAAUAGUCUAUGGUGUAAAAAUGACAACUUUUUAAAUUCAUAUUACAGUAUUUAAAUAGCACGAUGUCUCCCGAAAAAAACGAUACCCUAGAAAGCAAUAUCGGAGCUCCCAUUGCCGAGAAAAAAAAUUUUCAACACAGUGCAGCGUGUCCAUUUUCGCCAUCUUUGUAUAGAAAAAACAGACGAUUUAGUGUUGAAAUGAUAACUUUUUAUUAAAGGUUUAUUAUGUCUCUUGCGGGCUGUAUUAGUGUGGCGUUUGAAAGGUUGCGUCCCGUGACAACGGGUGGUCUGGCGGCGCUUACCGCUCUGGUCCUUCCGGCUGACGUGCAGGAAUGCGAGAAGUAGGGUAAGCGCGUGUGUGUGCUUGUGUGUGAGAGAGAGAGAGAAAGAGAGUGAGAAAAAAAGGGGGGGGGGGACUGAAGGUGAAGAGAGAGCAGGCCCUGUCAGCAAGUGUGUUUGUGGGAGGGGGAGACAGAGAUAAAAGAGAGCGAGCGCUGCAGCAAGCGGAAGUAGUGAAGGUCGACAUUUACCGUCACUCUCUCGCUAGCUAACGAUGCUGCUGGUCGCCAGCCUUCUUUAUCUUAUCUCUCACGCACACUUGAAGCACCUAAUACUUCGGCACGGAACAGGGACGGCAAAAGAUGCGCGCGCAGAUGCUAUCAGGUGAUGCGCGCAGUAUACCGGUAUUUGCUAGCGUGGACAGUCUAUUGCUUACAGUACAGCUCUCGCCAAGAUAAACGUGAACACAUAGCGCCCAACAAAGUGUAACAGACUUGUUUUACAGCCGAUUUUACUCAAAUUUUCGACUUUCUCUGCUCAAAUUUUUCACGGUUCCUCAAAAAUCGGUCGUAUAAACGGAAUGGAAAGGAAUAUACCGAAUAAAAUCAAGCUGCUGUCAUCAAAGCAUAAAACGGCCAAAUGCGUGGUCGCUUCGUUAUUGCUCGCGCGAGAGGUGAGAUGUGGAAUGUUAGAAGAAAGAUAAAUGCGAGGGAGACAGACGGCAGCCAGUGUGUUGCCUGCGUGAGAAAUAAGUGGCGUAGCCUUUUUUUGUUUAUGCUGGGUGAAGCGACCUUUUUCUAUCAACCCACGGGAAAAGAUAAUUGCUUGAGCUGUCAAAAUAAACAUCGCUGCGGCAGUUAAAACAAGUCGGCACUCGGCAAGAGAAACGCAGUAACACGCUACUCACUACAAGAAACUUAUUUUCUUUCCGAUUUUCUUCGGAUUUUCGGCAAUUUUUUCACGGUUCCUCGAAAUCGGGUUGUAAUAGAGAGGUGGUCGCAACAAAUGGGGUCGCAACAAAAAGGUUUUACUGUAAAUAGUUUUUAGGCCCACGCGACAGCCAUAUUUACCGUUAAUAAAUACUGUGUAAGUUAUUAUGGCAUCACACUUUGUUAGUCACAUAGCAGUAUUUCUGCUGGAAAAUAACAAACUUAGAAAUUACUUGGAUAGAAAAAUUUAGCUGGGCUGUAAAUAUAUUUAUUUUACCGUAAAUGAACUAUACUCACCUUUCCCUCCACAUUCCAACAUUUCCGGUGAUGAUGCAUGUGAAAGAAGAAAGAAAAGCAAUUGAAUAGCGACUUCCCCUCCCUAUGGCCAAUCGCUGGCAACCUAUAGUUAUUUUAAAAACAUGUCGCAUUCCUCACAUCCGCUAGGGAUGUUCACUAAAAAACAUUGCUUAAAAUGGUAUAAGUGAUGCUGUUUGUAGGCAAAGAGUGUAGUUUUUCAACAAAGCUAUGAAUAGUGCUCAAAAAUAAAAUGGCAUAAGUGAUGCAGUUUGUAGGCAUGACGAGCAGUUUUUCAACUAAGCUCUUUUCAACUUGCUAGGCAAACAAAUAAUUCCUGAUGUCUUUCAAAACUUCACUGGUUUCUCGCACUAAAAUGUACAGUAUGUUUUAAUAAAUGUGUUUGUAAUUAUAGUGCAGUGUUUUUCUUAACCACAAACGCGUGUGAUCAUUUUUAUGAAACCGUAUAGGUGUACACUGAACUACAUAUGUCCUUAUUCCCCUCAAUUCUAGUAAUCAGUGUGUGUUUGGAAACAUUUUUAACGGCGAGCUAUUCAAGAUUAAUUUAUGAAACUGAUAAGGGGAAGCACGUAGAAAUACAAGGCAGGAAAUUCUUCUAGCUUAUCAACAAGGCCUUGGCCAAGUCUUGUCUAACCAUUAGUACUUCACCCCUCCACAUUUCCUGUAAAGAUUGAAUACUGGCAUAUCUUUUGAGUAGUAUCAGUGGUGCCAAAAUAAGCAGGAAAAGGAGGCUGAACAUAUGGUUUGCUUGUCUAUUUUAUGUAAGAAAUGUCUAAAAUGUGUAGGCCUGUAAAAAAAUAAAUAAAGAGAGGUUAUUAGUAUUAACUUUCCACAUGCUGUUCACAACUAGAAGUCACUAGCCACACGAUCAUAGGAAUAACAGUGUUUAUGAAAGUCGGGUAUGAUUACACCACACGAUACACUGUAAUGUACGGUAGAUAUUUUUUAAUGUUUGCUACGGGGGAGACGCAUGCAUCCGAGACCGGCCGCCUGUUCGCGUGGCAACGGACUGACGAGGAGGACCAGCGCAUAAUUCACGUUCACAUGAUGCGGCCGGUGGUUAUUUUUUUUUUUUGUUGCAUUAAUAGUAUUGAACAUUUAAUGUUAUUUUAUUUACUAAGUCCAAAUACACACAAAUAGCAAGAUUUAUUUGGUGGGCGGGUGGUAGGGAGAUAAUUGGCCACCCCCGAUUUUACGAAGUUAGCAAUUUUACGAAUGCAAUCCGUGGAACCGUGAGCAUACUUAAAAUCGGGGUUCUAGUGUAGGUACACGGUAGAUAAAUUACCCACUAAAUGAUGAGUUCCUGCAACAGGCUAAGUCUGUGAUAUUUUCUUUGCGAACAAGUGCUUCCUAUUCAUACUCCCAACUGAAAUUUAGAAUACUACCAUAAGUAAUGUUGGUGAUUUUGACAGCCCCUCACAACAGUUGUUCAACAGAGAGAAUGAACGACGAACGACUUAAAAUCGGGCGGAGCCAAGCAGUUCAAGUAAUGGCCGGUUGAAGCGCCACCAUCAACUGUGGGACAGAGAAUGUAAACAAACAGCCACUGAUAAUGGAAUAAGCUAUGUUGAGAGAGUUACCGUAGACAAAAUCAUUAUUAAUUUUAAUUCAUUUAAAUUUGGUUUAAGGAUUUAGCUUUAUCGAGGACUUGGGAAGCUAGAGGCUUAAAAAAAUGCAUAAAGUUUUCAUGUUUCUACGUAUUAUAACGAUGUGCGGAUAGCGACACCUGGUAAGGACAUGUUUGUGAAAGCCUAUUUCUAUCCACAGCAAAGAAAAUAAAAAGCCCGGAUUUAUGUAUUUUCCUGGAGAGGAAAAAUGAGCUAAUGGUUCUGAAAUCCCUCAAGCAUACUUUGCUUUAAAGCAGAGCAAAUAGUUUUGAUUUACGUUUUGUGUAGAAAUAUUGCAGUGUUUGUGUUGAUUAUAUGGAAACUGUUGGCUGAUUACUUAAAAAAAAAUACCUAACUUCAAAAUAAAUUGUCAGUAAAUAUUUCAGAUAACCAGUAUGUCUUCUACAUUGAAGUUAUCCUUAAAACUAAAAUAUAUUGUAUUUUAUUCAGAAGUACAUAUUAUUAAAGCUGAAAUUCAUUUAUAACAGCUUGAAGAACUCCCGUCCCUCAUAGUUAUUUGAGUGUUAUUUUAACUCGCAUAUCUUGAAUAUAGGUAUUUCCUUCUUCACGUGUAUAGCAUUAACGUCUGGCAACUCAAAAAUGUUGCCUGCUCUAUUUUUAUUCACUGAGUAGCACAUGUUACUACAAAAAUUUAGAUUUUUUUACCCCUGCAAUUUGCAGGCACUCUCAUAGUUUGAUAAGGUAAUUCAAGUGUGUCACGGUCUUUCCGUAAAAAAAAAAAUACAAAAGAAGGAAUAUUUAAGUUCUUCUAAUGUUCUUUGAGUUCCCUAAAAAAACUGUGUUUGGAAAUUCCUAGUGGAUUUGGAAAUACUGAAUAGUGCGAAUGGCAAUAAAGUCUAGGUAAAUGGUGAGGUGAAAACACUAUAAACAAGAUAUAUAUUGAAAAAUAAUAUAAUAAUUAUAAUAGUUUUAAAAUUGAACUUGGAAAUACCAUUUUGCGACUUACGGAAAAUCUGCUACCCUUUAUAGGCCGUGCUGUAGGUGUCGAAAUGUACAAUUUUCACAAUUUGUCUGUGUUUUUGUAGGGUAUAUGUACUUUAAAAUUAUAGGAUCUAGACAAAUGACUUCCUACAAAAUUUGCAAACUUAUUUGCUACACUGGUUUUGUUUAUUACCAAAUUGUGUUAUAUCUAAUUAUUAAUUAGAUAGUAGACACAGACGCAACUGUGUUAAUGUGGCAGGCCCUUAAGGGGAUUGGUGCACCAGCAUCGUAUUAAAAAAAAACAAUAUAUUUGUUAAUGAUUCAGCUGCUAGAGAAGAUUUGAACCAUUCUGGUAUAAAAUUUAUUUUUUUAAUUUUUAUUUUAAUUAAGUUAUUGCUGAUUUUCGGGAAUUUUAUAAAUUCAAGCUUUAUUAAUAAACUAUAAAGAAUUCAGUGGUAAAACUUUCGCAGAUAAAUUUUCAGACACGGGAGAUAUGACUGUGACCAUUAUUUUAUCUGUAAUCAUUAUUAAUUUAACGUAUUUAUAAUUUGAAUAAUAAUAAAUGAGCUGCUACGAAAUUGCGUGAUAUUCAUUUGCGAAUUUAAUAACAUUCGCGUUUUCAUUUGUAAUUCAAACGCCAACAUAUCUGUCGGCUGAAUGAUUGACUUUAUUUUAGUCUUUAGCUUAUUGCAGUCGGACCUAAAGUAAAAACGUAGCUGUAGAAGUUUGAGCAGCGUGCAAGCUCGGAUACGAGAAAUUAUGGAGCGCGCUGGACAGUAGUGACACCUUGCGACAGUUUCCCCAACUGUUUGCAGCCAGUGUUUUCUCUCGUUCCCACCCAGCCACAGCUGUCUCCUGUUUACGAAGGGGAGACGGGAUUUCGCGCGAAACUGAUAUGAAGGUCAACGUAUUUAUUUUCAGUAGAUAAGAGAACGUGUUUGGUCUAGCUCGGCGUAUAAUUGAAUGGUUAUUCUCUGUUAUUAUUUAGCACAGUGAUUUAGCUAGAUGUUUUUUGUUGUAAACGUGAGAUUUAUUCAGGAAUAAAAUGCCGAAGAAACCUCCACCAAGCAGAGUACACAAAAGAACAAAACUAUCGAAAGCCAUUAGAGCGCUUAGAAAAAAGAAUAAAGAAAGAUAAGAGAUUAUUUUAUUAUAGCUUUUUUAACAUACAUUUAUUUUUCAGAGUUGCGUAUGUACAACGCGAUGGACGCGAUGCGACAACAAAAAGAUGUGUAAAAUUGUAAAAAUGCUUUUUUUUUUAGCAAUGCGUGAACCAUUCAUUAACUAUACUCAACAUGUAUCCGUAUAAUUACGUUUGAAUUUUUUUUAUGACAGGCAUCAAUGUUAACAAGUUUAUUAAGCCACUAUAGACUUUUUUUCAGAAAAAUAAGUGUAGCAGAAAACACUCAACAUAGUCUCACACAAAAUCAGUUUACAUGAAUGCAGUUUUAAGAAGUAAGCUACGUAAAUAAUAGUUAAACAUUAUUUAAUAUCUGCUGGUAACGUUUCCAAAGUAUCAGCUUCGCCUUCAUUCACGAACAAUAUUCGUGGCCUUAUUUAUUUAUUUUGCUGGCGUUUCGUUGGUGACUGUUAGGACUGCAAAAUUAGUAAACAUUUUUCACCCUAUCCUGAGUUAAAUCUAAGUGUACGCGGUUAGAUGAGGACCUAGAUGUGUCUCAUGCUUACGCCUUUACACUCUACUCAUGCGGGUAUUAACCAUGCGCGUAAGGGCACGUUGCCAAUGACCUGUACGAUAGUCUCAACAAUCCUCUACGGACUCGAAAAAUGUCACCUGCUCAUUGGCUACUUGACUUGUGACAACUGUUUGUUGUAAUGCCUGUGAUUCAUCGUUGAUUUUGUUGAGGAGUUUUCAGUGAUUCAGAGCCUCCCAUUUAACUGUGGCCGAAUUGAAGAAGCAGUACAAAUGUUACAUGCUUGAAUUCAUAGCGAAUGGAAACCAUAAAUAUUUACUGAUGUAGUGGUUGGUAAAAAAAAUAUUAUUCGUAUCGCGUCCAUCGCUUCGCGCCAUGUUGGCUCCUAUAUUAUUAUGGAUUUACAAAAUAUAACGAUUCAUUUACGACACUUAAGAUAAGGUGUUUAGGAUUUUAAGAAUUCACUUGAAUUAAUAUUUAAGAACAUAUUUCAGGAUAACUUGUGAAGACGCUCGUACAGACAGCACCGGUUGUGAUGAGUAAUUGUUACCAGAGCAGGUGUACACGAAGUGGCAUGUGAAACCUCAACACAACUCGAAAAUCAGUACCGUAAACCGGGGUAACUUUGGGACUGGGGGUGUAAAUUUGGGACAGUGGGUAAUUUCCGGCUUUAGGAUUUCCUGUCAAGGCCAUGUAUUUAGAAGUGGUACGCAAUCACCGCUUCUAUAUUCGCUGGUAUGUGCUACUAUCUCAUGGCAUUUAUUUGAAGCUGUAGUUGCACUGGUGGGAUAGAGGCAGUGGAUUUGGUUUCAACCACAUGUUGUUAAUAUUUUUGUUUUUGUGUAAACUUUUGUACGCACUUUAAAAACGGCAAAUACUUCACGAAAGACAGGUAUGUAUUUGAAGAAGUACAAGCCUUGACAUCCAUUUAAUGUGAUGCUAAUGUUUUUGAUACUUGCAUUUUAUUUUAUAACCUCAAAAUAGUAAAUUUUCAUCACUUAGUAGGGUAACUUUGGGACUGUCCCAAAGUUGCCCAAAAGUUGGCGUAAUAUGUUUUACUGCAUUUUUUCUUCAUAUUUUUCAGAAUAAAGCGACCAACCAUGCCAAUAAAUCCCAAACAUGUUCUUGGUACACGGCCAUAUAAAAAUUACACAGAGGAAAACUUGAAUGAAGCCUUGCAAGCUGUACGGAACAAAACAUUGUCGAUUCGCAAAGCUUCAACAAAAUAUGGUAUUCCAAAAAACACUUUGCACCUAAAAAACCAGGAAAACCAAUUUAUAGCUGUCGACCGAGCUCCUGUUUUCACAAAUGAAGAGUAGUUGCAAUUUGUAAGUCACAUUGUAGCCGUGUCUAACUAUGGAUUUCCUGUGGAUAUGUUUGACCUUCGAAGUGUUGUCAAGUCCUACCUGGACCACUGUGGAAGAAAGGAGCUACGAUUUUAAAACAAUUUACCAGGAAAUGAUUGGGCUGAAGGGUUCAUGCGACGGCACAAAGCAAUAUUAACUCAGAGAACAGCAAAAAAAUUUCUUACUCUAGAGCAGCAACAGAAGAAAAGGUUGUGAAUAAGUUUUUUGAUAAUUUGUAAAAGGAGCUGAUAGGAAUUCCAAAAGUGAAUAUUUGGAAUUACGACGAAACAAAUCUUUGUAGACAAUUCUGGAACCAGAAAAAUCAUCACGAAGAGGGGAAUUAAGUACCCUGAGAGCAGGGGUGCAACAAUUAAAUUUCCAAAGGAGGGGGCAAUAUAACUUUUUAUAAAGAAUCAUCGAUCCCCCGUAUUGAAGCGGGGGGUCCGGGGGUCCUCCCCCGGGAAAAUUUGUAUUUCAAGGUGGAAAAUGGUGCUAUUUAAGCAGUUUUAUUAUCUAAAAAUUGAUUACACAGCACUUUCUUUGCCCCCGUUUGCCCCCACUUCAAGGUUUCAGAAGGGGGGGGGGGGGGGCAAAAUACCCUUGCCUCCCCCUGUUGUUGCGCCCCUGCCUGAGAGGAUAAAAAAAUUGUCUAAAGCGUGCACAUCUAUAAUUGUUUGUGGAAAUGCAGCAGGGGAUGUAGCACCACCUUAUGUAAACUAUAAGGCGGAGAAGAUUUGGACAACUUGGACUGAAAACGGACCCUCGGGUACUCGAUACAAUAGAACUAAAUAUGGUUGGUUUGAUGGGCAUGCUUUUGAAGACUGGUUUACAUCCUUAAUGUUGCCUGUUCUAAACCACCAGGAAGGACCAAAAGCUAUCAUCGGUGAUAAUCGUAGCUCCCACAUCAAUAUGGAGGUUAUAAGGCUGUGUGAAACAAACAACAUAAAAUUCAUAGCACUUCCUCCAAAUGCUACCCCACCUCCUACAGCCACUGGACGUGGCUUACUUUCGACAAAUGAAAGUUGCCUGGCGAAAGGUACUAAAAAAUUGGAAGAAAACUGCAGCUGGAAGUCGGUGUACAUCUGUACCGAAGGAUCAAUUUCCAACACUUUUGAAAAACCUCUUCGAUGGCUUGGUUACAGGUCCAGAAAACAUGAUUUCCGGAUUCCGCAAGUCAGGAAUUUAUCCUAUUGACAGACAGGUGGUUCUAAAAAGAUUGCCUUCAGGGAGCCUAGAUUCAUCUAUUUCUUCCCUUGUCUGGAAGAGCUUCCUAGAAAAAAUUACAAAAAACAGGAAGAAACUACCAAAGUCCGCAAAAUCCUGAGAAAGAAGAAACUGAAUGUUCUUCCAGGAAAAAGUGUUUCAGCAGAAGAACUUAAAGCUGUUUCGUUACCACCAUCUGAACAUCACCAAUCUGCACCUGAUCCCCAACCAUCUACUUCCAAAUGUGCGGAAGCACUACUGCAUGUACCACACCAGAAAAAACGAAGAAGAGAGAGCAGCACUGAGAGCAGCAGUGAUGAUGGUUAUGCUAAGUUUUCGCUAAGAGACUCUGAAGACAGCGUAACUUUCAGUGACUUGGAAGAGCAAUGUGCUCCAUUAAUGCCAAGCCUACAACCUUAAAGUUUUCUUGAGAACCUGGCGGUGAGAGACUACAUUUUGGUGAGGUACGAAGACGAACUGUACCCGGGGCGUAUUGUCGAAUUUAAAAAUGAUGAUAUACUUGUAUCAGCUAUUAAGAAGUCUGCCUUAAACUGGAAAUGGCCAGCAAAGCCCGACAAAGUUUUCUAUUCAAAGGAUGAAAUAGUCCAAAAAAUUACCAACCUGUACAAAUAGGCCGACUGGAAAUUUUUAAAGUCAAAGAACUUUCCUAAUAUGAUAUAAGAAUAUAUUGUAAACUAUUUGUUACGCUUAUUUUUACUAAUUAUUUUGUAAAUAUUACUUUAAUUUACAAUUUAAUGUGCUAAAACCUUUUGUAAUAUGAUUUCAAUACCAAGCUUCAUUUCUGAAAUAAGAAACUUAAGUGUAACAUUGGGACAAAAUUAUUUUUACUAGUGUUUAUAGGUAAGCGAAAAAGUGUAUUGUCCCAAUCUUACCCCAAUUAAUGGGGUAAGAUUGGGACAACAAUGUAGGCUGUUUAUUAGAAUAUUUUUGGUCCUAGAAUAAAAUUAUGACAAUAUUUUGUAAGAGGAAGGUUAAAUACUUAUAAUAUCAUAGCUUCAUCAAUCUAUAUUAAUGUCAGCUAACAGGAGUAGUAAAAAACUGGAAAAAGUGUCCCAAAGUUACCCCGGUUUACGGUAUGUGUUACAUUGAAAUGUGUCCGCUACAAAUGUUCAGGAAUUAUAAUUUUGAAAUCGAGUAGAAAUAUUCCUGCAAUUAGCAUUAGGUAUAUUUUAAUAGACAUUGAAAGAGAAUCAUUAAGUAGCUUCAAAAUCCAAAUACCAGAAUACAGAUAGUCUGUAACAAUACAGACCUCACCGACUAGAUAUGGUCCAGAUUGUUAAUACUAACACAUAUGAAAAAAUUGACUAGUUACUGAAUAUGUUGAAAUUUUGUAAACCUGUUACUUUAGAUGAUUGGUGAUGUAAUAAUGUCUCUUGGAAAGUACAUAAGAUUUUAACUGCUGUUAUUUCUCCAUAAAUCGCAAAUCACCAUGGCGGCCAUUUUACGAUCACGAUUUAGUUCUUAAAUUUUAAAUUAGUUUAUUUUUUGAGAGCCUGGUACAAUUUGUCUGACCACUAAAGCGAUCCGAGCCGCGUAGUGUAUACUACUGCGUGGUUGCCAAAGUAGGCUCGGGUCGGGACGAAUUUAGCUGUGAAGAAACAAAGGGUUUUAAUACAUGGAAAAUUAUUCCAAAGCCGAAAAUUUGUACAGUGGUAGAAUGAACAUUUCUUAGUAACACGCAAACCUUGUGCGUCACACCAAAAACGAGCAGUUAAAUCCAAAAUGACAAUUUUUUGCAACGAUCCACAAUAAUGGAUAUUGCAAAUGCAGUUUAUGGAGUAGACAGUCAGUAUGGAACCCAAAAUAAUCUAGAAACAUUGCCCUAUCUGAGGAUAGUGAUAAAAAGCACAAAGUUUAAACAUGUUUCUAUAAAAUAGACCAUUUAAAUCAUUAAAGUUAACGAAUUCACUUUCAUUCAAUUUUAAGGAAAUAUAAAUACAUCUUACAUAAACUUAAAGAGCCCAACGUGGAAAUCGCUUAAAGUAAACGUUGUUGCAUAUUUAUUCAUCUUUAAAUUGGUAUAUUUUUUAAGUGUCUCAUACAAUUAGUCUGACCACUAAAGCGAUCCGAACCGCGUAGUGUAUACUACUGCGAGGUUGUGGAAGUAGGCUCGGGUUGGGACGAAUUUCGCUGUUAAGAAACAAAAAAAUUUAAUACAUGGAAAAUUAUCCCAAAGCAAAAAUUUUGUACACUAGUAGAAUGAACAUUUCUUAGUAACACGUCAUAAGCUUACCGAUGAAACCUUGUGAUCACACCAAUAAUGAGAAGUUGAGUCCUUAAUGAUAAUUUCUACAAUGAUCCACAAAAAUGUUUCGUAAAUGUAAUAACUUUAAUACUUUUUUAAGUCGGUUCUCAUUAUGGUACCAAAGUAAUAUAAAAUAAUGUCUUACAUGGUAAUUGUGAUAAACACCUCAAAGUUUAAACGUCCUAUUAUUAAAUUGGUAAUUUUAAUCAUAAAAGGUAAGAAAAAAAUUUUUUUUUUUAUAGAAAUUUCACUACAUGUUACAUAAAUAUGUUGAGCGUAGCGUCAAAAUUACUUCAUAAAUAUUGUCUGUUUUUUUUUUUUUUUUUUUCAAGGUUUAAAUGUGUAUAUUUUGAGUGUCUGGUACAAUAGUCUGACCACUGAUGUAUUUCAAGCUGCGUAGUGUGUGUGCAGCAGUGUUAAAGUCGCUCGUGCUGGGACGUUUUUUGCUCCAGAAAACUAAGGUUUUUAAUGUAUGGUAAUUCCAGACUGAAGUUUACUCUGAAAUAAUAAAAGUUUCCUAACUACAAGUGAUUUUUGCUGCAAACGUAGAUAAAAAUCUUCCAUGAUGCGAUUUGCUUAGGUAAAAAUUUUAGUAUGAUCAACUCUUUAAUUUCUAAAUUAUAAAUAAAAAACAACAAUAGAACUUCCCAGAAAGUUGUGAUAAAACUGACGAUAUUGCGCGAGUAGCAGACCCGUACGUGACUACAGAGAAAGGCUAUUUUCCUUGACCAUUAAGAUUUCUGGGACGAACACCCUCUCACAGCUAGGGUCAUAAAAUACGGUCAAACUCUUGCAAAAACAUCCACCACCGCUCUUUGCCACUAGCAAUUUAACGAAGUCAGCUAGGCGCAGCACUCCAAUAAAUUAACUUAGAAAAAAAUACUAAAUAUGUAAUUCUAUCAAUACAUUUUACAACACAACUUAUGUUUUAUUUAUUUUCUGGAAAAAAUAAUAUUAUCAUACGAAUUAUGUUAUAAAAGUGACAAAACUCAAUAAGUAAAUUUACGGUGUAUAGUUUUCUUCAAUUGUUAUGUAGUAAACUAAUUUUAUACAAUUAAAAAUAUAUUUUUUAUAAUAUAGGCUACAUUAAAAUUUUGCAUAGUUCUGAUCGAAAAUAAUAUACUGUAUUAGAAAUAAAAAAUAAAUAUAUUUUUUGGUAUUAAAAUAAUUUUUAAUAAUAAAAUUUUUGUAACAAAAUACGAACACACAUAUAUAUGAAACUAGAGGUCCUCUAGAAUUUUUAUUUACAAGUUCCAAGCAGAAAUGGUUUAGCUAUUGUUAAUUUUAUUGUCUCAAAAAUCAUUCAUAUAAGAAAAAAGAAUAUGUAUAUCUCAAUAGAUGUAAAAUGAAUACACCCUAUCAUAUGCUUUAAAUAUAUUUUAAGUAAUCCUUAAAUAAGACCAAGUUUAUUGAGUGUCGCAGUACGCAGCGUGUUUCAAAGCCCGCCGGCCGUGAAAGAUCAGUACGGCCGCAGUACACUGCAACGCUCGGGCAGCUUUAAUGAGGCAGCUAAUUAUGCUAGACUCCUUAUAAAUAUACUAUCUUAAAGCUAAAAGUAUAAAUAUAAACAUUUAUUUAGACAUUUUAUCGCAUUGGGCUCUUCAAAUCGGUGUAAAUCGUAUUUUUAUCUGGGUGGCAAAGAUUAAAAAAAUAUGUCGUGAAUUAAUCUUAAAUAUUAAAAAUUUAAUUUUUUCUUACAUUAAUGGGUGAAUUACAGUUUCUCGAUUAUUUUGGUAAGUUUACGGACAGUCAAAAUUAAAAACUGUAUAAAUGGGUAGCAUUUUAAUGUUUUGAAUUUGCUGUCACCUAGGACUUAAAUGCAAAUUUUCGGUUAUAACGCACAAGGUAUACAGCGGUAAACUUUCGGUAUGUUAUUAAGCACAGUCAACUCUACCAGAGUACAAAAAUCUGGAGUAACACGAAAGUCUACACGGGGAAGGGCGGCUACCUGAUCCGAGAAUGAAGGAUAGGGCGAGAUGGGAAGCGAAGAUAAGAGCUGGUUAUCGCGGUUCGCUUUCCGUCCGUGUUGGAGAGAGAGGGAGAGAGAUAGAGAAAGGCGAUAUUGUGGAAGACCUUCGAAAGAUUCCCGCUAGAUGGCAGGCCUCAGAGCUGCAACCUUCGACAACCUCCCCUCACAGAAGCUCACUCGCCACUAACUUGCCAAAUCUAACCCGCUAGCUUAUAUACGUGCUGGCUGGCCUUACAGUAGUAAUAAACAAGCAUUUAUGAAACACUUAAGCUCAUUUCCAACAAAUUCUGACGAAUGACUGUUUUUUGUCCUGCACCAAUCCCCUUAAUACUGUCCGUAUAAACACACGGUUUUAAUCUUGCGUUUAAUUUUCAUUGAUUUAAUUUUGAAUAUCCAAUAAAAAUGUGAAACUGUCUUUGUUUAGUAAAUAGCUUUCUGAGAUUUUGUUUUCAUGUUCUAGGCCUGCUUACAUUUGAUCUGUAAUGACAUUUUCUGCUUGGAGGGGGGCGGGGGGGUACCUUAGUUUCCUAGGCAAUGUGAAUGUAAAAGUACUCUGGAAAUGUUAUUUUUCUUUAGUAAUUUAACACGGCAAUUAACUUUAUCUGUAAUCUGCAGCGACACACACGCACGUGCGCUGAGAAUUGGAGUUGUGCGUUCAUCCCGGCAAACUUUAAUUUUCAUUAUUUUAAACAUUCUUUUUUUUUUUUUAAAUAAUAAAAGUGUGAAAUGCUAUAUAAGGUGUAAAACAUGACCUCUUACAGUGAGGGACGAAAUAAAAUUGUACCAUUAUUUCAACGCGAGAAGAAUGGAAAAAUAUUAAAUGCUUCCUUGCUUGCGGCCAUACGCACCAUUAGGAAGCAAAGCGACUGCUUUGUGUCCCACAGUUUCUCCCCUCUCCUUGUGUGUCACGUGACGCAGUGACGUCAGAGAGCUGGCACCUCUACGUCUAUUCUCGGCAGUGUUUGUCACAACCAAACUGAAUUCACAUUAUCUUUAUGUACAGCAACUUUGAGCGCUCUAAUGGUGCACAAAGUAAAUGCAGUUUAUUCAAAGAAGUGUGCUAUAAAAACACAUUUACUCCCAAGUAAAUUGAAUAAGCAAAAACAUGCAAUGGUGUGGUUGUUAACAGGCGAUAAUUAGUAAGAGUGUUGAAAAGAACAUGAAGAUAGUUAUUUUUUUCUUCAUUUUUCAGACUGAUAAGUAUGCUUGGAAGGUUGCUAUCACCUCUAAGUUAAUAUCUUUUGAAAAUAUUUGUGGCCGAACAAUGCAAUGGAGGUAUCAAGUUAAAAUUUUGGAAAUAGCCCUUAAAAAAAAAGUGGUUGAAAAAAAAAUCAACAUAGCAUGCGAGACAGAGCUUUAAUAAGCCAAGGCUGAUUUUUUUUUCCUCUCAGAAGUUUUUUUUUAUUAUUUAAUCAGAAACAAGAAGUCUAAUUAUUUAGUUUAAAUAGCUCAGAUGUGCUUAGUAAUUUCAUGGAAAUUCAUUUGUAAGGUUGAAGGCAGGUGGCAACAUGUCACCAUUUUUCUUCCUACUGUUACUUAGGUUUCUCUUUAUAUUUGUAAGUACUGUAUUCUGGGGCAAAGCUAAAUUUUAACCUCCUGGCAUCAUGCCGUAUAUUCAUCACAUAUUAUUGUCAUUUCCUCUGCUUGGUUUAUAAGUUAGGGUUCCAGAUUUGUAGUAGUAUGUAUUUUCAUUUUGAGGAGCAAAUGAUUCAUGGGUGAGAAAUUUUAGAGCUGGUCAGGAAUUUAAUUCUAGACAGUUUGGCUUCCUGAUCAGUAAAUUAGAACAAAAUAUUUUAAUAAUUUCAUCCACAAAAAAAUUUGGGUUUGAGAUUCAGAUUUGAGAAUUGCAGUGUCGGACCCACCCCUGCUAAAAAGUCGGUAGAGAAGUUUUAUAGCCAGUUUUGAAAUAUGUCGCUCUGCAACUGAUGUGAGGAAUGGAAUACUCAUUUCAUCGUAAAUAUAUAGUGUUGUAUGUUCCUGUGAGCAAUAUGAGUUUGAAUGUCUGUUUAUAACUUUAUUUAGUAUUGAAUUAAUUUUAACAGAAUUUUUUCCCUUUUUUACAUUAUGGAAUGUAUUGGUCAGUAACUAAAGCUAGGUGCAAUUUUUAUGAGGGUCAGUAACAAAAUAAGAUGCAGUUUUUUAUAAUAAAUAUUUAUGAAAGUGAAAUUAAAAAAAAAAAUUUUGUUGAAGGAUAAAAAAUUAAAUUUGAGUACAUUGUAUUUAUUGUAAUGCAUAUAAAUGUAUUUUCACCUUAUUUUUAGUAUUUUUUUUACUUAGGUAAGCAUUUUUCCUCAUUUAAUUUAAUGUGUUUGAGCUUUUGUAGUCUGUGAUAUGUUGUGAUAGAUAUCUUUCAUGCUUUUUUGAAUGAAAUAUGUGAAUUUUGUAUUUAUAUUUUUUUUUAUUAUUGGAGCAUUAAUGUACAUUAACUUCCAAUAUCAUCUUUUUUUUUUAAUAAAGGUCAUGUGUAAAUAA
Molecule: messenger RNA, 25363 nt
Organism: Bacillus rossius redtenbacheri
Lineage: Eukaryota; Metazoa; Arthropoda; Insecta; Phasmatodea; Bacillidae
Product: jmjC domain-containing histone demethylation protein 1-like
Exons: 13
Coding region: 638-3766 (1042 amino acids)
Biological process (GO): protein demethylation; regulation of transcription by RNA polymerase II
Molecular function (GO): protein binding; zinc ion binding; transcription coregulator activity
Source: RefSeq, a predicted model, not a curated record